AAUAGUUGUAUAUAUACACCAGAUGAACUUCAUAUUAACUCCAAGUUUUGAAUGGUUUUACCUGCUCAUUUCUAAAUUGAUUUGAGUCCUAUCACCUGGGAUUGAUAUGGAGCUGGCGGCUGAUAUCGACACAACUUUCACCUUCCAUGGUCCCCUUACCGUGGCGGCAGAGCCCAAUGCUUUGGGGACGUAUAGUGAUCCAGCUUUGGAAGGUCCGGAGGGUAUGUCGCUGGAUGCGUUGAGUGCCGCAUGGGAUGAAUGGGAGAAAGAACGGGUUGAGGAAGCAGCUGCAGAGGAUAUGGACGGAGCUAUUGAUCCAGAGCUUCUCGAUGCUGCUGCCGAUGUCAACAAGAAGAAUUAGUGGGUCAUGAUUCGACUGCUGAGCAACCAGAGUGGACAGUGGA
Messenger RNA from Somion occarium, 404 nucleotides. NCBI's taxonomy places the organism in Eukaryota, Fungi, Basidiomycota, Agaricomycetes, Polyporales, Cerrenaceae. The record is from the annotation of a GenBank genome assembly.